CGACCACAGCAUUUGUACAGCAAACCACUCGCCAUGCAUCAUGGGCGACCAAGGCCUCACAGUGCAAGACGCAGAGGCGUUGCUCGAUGCCGUCGUUGACUUUCCAGAUAUCAAUGCUCAAUUCGAGCGUAUCCGACCAAUUACGAAUUUCCGGAAGGACGAUUCCGAGGCAAGAAUACUUUACAUAUGUCGAAAGCUGCCGCAGGCAGAUGGCAAAUUAAGCAAUGACAGCUCGAAUGCCGAGGAUUCACAGCUGUUCGUGCUCAAAUGCAAGGUCCAAGCGCCAUCUGUACUUGCCAACGGACUGACAACACCCAUUACUGGGCCAAGUCCCCAUACAAAAGCUGAGCAAGAGGCACUACAGAAAUUUGCGGACACCCAAUCACCUGGCCUCCCACAUUUAGUGGCUACGAAAUUGCUCACGCAAGAUGAGAAGGGGCCAAUGCCUGGAGGAUAUAUUUCCUACACAGUGAUGACUUUGAUGCCGGGGAAAGAUCUGAUGGAAGCCAAAUUCUGGAGCAUGCCCGAAGAGCAACAGAACCGAAUUCGAGAUGCCUUUCGACAAAUAAUCAAGAAUGUAUGGGCGCUAGGCAUGGAGCCUUAUGAUUGCGCCCUGCGGAAUAUUCUCUGGGAAGAAGCGACGGAAAUACUGUCUCUUGUCGACUUUGAACAUUAUCAUCCCAUGACCAAAGACCUGAUCAACAUGGACCUCAACAACGAGAUGAUGAGAUGGGGGAUCGUCCGACGGCCUCCUCAUACCUCGCACUGGAAAGCAUUCUUCGAGAUGGAAGGACUAUACAAUUGAGCAAGAUGCCUCGCACAAGAUAGACCGCAGCUAUACCACUAGCGAGUCGAAAACGUCACUCCUGCGAAGCACAUCGAGUGGUAAACCGAAAUUGAUGACGACCAUUGGCCAGCCGCCUUCAAGACACAGCGAUUCGAUCAAAACUUCUGAUUGAUUCAAACUAUCUCGCGGCUGUACCGUCAAGCCCAAUUGUGUUCGCAUUUGCAUCUAAAUCCUCGGCCGACCUUAAUAUCUUCAAUGUGCGAAUCGGAAGUCCAACCUCCUGUUGCCUUGGUCUUUGGUGGUGCUGAGGUAGUCUUCUUUCUCCUCGGUAGUUAAUGCAUUCCAAGUCUGAUCGCGUCGCCUGU
Molecule: messenger RNA, 1152 nt
Organism: Cercospora beticola
Lineage: Eukaryota; Fungi; Ascomycota; Dothideomycetes; Mycosphaerellales; Mycosphaerellaceae
Source: RefSeq, a predicted model, not a curated record